AUGAAGCUUUUUAUCGAGAUCCUCAGAAUAACCCUCUCUCUUGCCAGCCGGGCUGCUGAUCUUGCUUUCGCGGACCUUGACCAAACCGAGAUUUGUCAGCUCAAGGAUGCUCUCGAUCGGGCUCAGACCGUUAUAGAGCACCUCGAGGAGCUCAAGGGGGUCGACCAGACGCAGAUCGUUCUGCUGCAGGCCCGCAUCGAUGAGCUGACUCAAACGAUUACGUCUCUGCAUGAGGAGAACCGUCGUCUCAAGGAGCAGAGCCCUGAGCCCUUCAGCAAGAUCCAGGAGCCCCGUCAUCUGGCUCAGGGGCCGUCUUCCCUCCAAAUCAUCGACAUCAGCCGUACCAUGCUGGCUGUGUCCUCCGAGUCUCCGUCCGCCUCGUCGCCGAUUGAGGAGACUACCGCCAUCGAUCUGAAUGACUUGAACAUGGACGACGCUGUUAAGGACGGCUACCUCUCUGUCUCUGACAGUGGAUUUGAAGAUCUUGGCUCAGACGCUGGUUCUGAAUCUACCUAG
Colletotrichum orchidophilum is the source of this 516-nucleotide messenger RNA. RefSeq lists its product as uncharacterized. The record is from RefSeq and is a predicted model, not a curated record. Bases 1 to 516 code for a protein of 171 amino acids. NCBI's taxonomy places the organism in Eukaryota, Fungi, Ascomycota, Sordariomycetes, Glomerellales, Glomerellaceae. The transcript has 2 exons.